AUGUUGUACACGCAGUCGGACCGCAUGUUCACAGCAUGCACACGGGAACGACGAGAAGAAGUGCCAAUGCACAACCGAGACGAAACUUUCCCAGAGCAGUCAAGGAGUACGGAUGAUCCAUCAUCGUCUUCUUCUCAGACUGAUGUUGAGAAUGAUGGUACAUGGGGUGAAAGAGAUGUGGGCGGGCCCGUUGAUCUCAGACAUGCUAUGCAGGAGUAUGAGGAGAUGAGAAGGGAAUUGACAGCAUUGUCGAAAACACGAAGUACUAGAACUGAGAGGCCGAAGUCGAGAGCGUCGGCUUUGAGAAAGAUCUCUAGCAGAGCAAGCCGACGUUCACGUACGACGGCGCCAGCAGAAGAUGAAGAUUCUGAUGUUGAAGCACAGGAUGGGGAACGGGACGCGGAUGAUUUUCAAUUGGGAGAUUUCCUGAAAGAUGGACAUUUCGAGAAGCGCCGGGAGGGAAGGUCUGCGAAGAAGGUGGGCGUAGUUUACAAAAAUCUCACAGUAGAAGGAGUUGGAGCUACCGAGGUCUUUGUGAAGACACUGCCAGGGGCUAUAUUAGGGACUUUCGGUCCUGAUUUAUAUAAACUGCUCUCGAGAUUUAUUCCUUUCCUACCACACGGCGCUCAAGGAAAGAGACGAGCCUUAAUCAACGACUUUUCUGGUGUGGUACGGGACGGAGAAAUGCUUCUCGUACUUGGAAGGCCAGGCAGUGGCUGUAGCACUUUCUUGAAAGCAAUUUCAAAUGAAAGAGGAAGUUUUGCUGGAGUCAAAGGAGAUGUCUCUUAUGGUGGAAUUCCAGCAGAUGAGCAGAAGAAGAAAUACCGAGGAGAAGUCAAUUACAACGAGGAGGACGAUCAGCAUCUUCCAACCCUCACCGUGGGCCAGACACUUGAGUUUUCGCUGCUCAAUAAGACGAAAAAGCAUGAGAAAGGAUCGAUACCGAUUAUAAUUUCGGGGCUGCUAAAACUUUUUGGCAUAACCCACACACGAAACACACUAGUUGGAGACGCUUUUGUACGAGGAGUUUCUGGUGGUGAGCGAAAGCGUGUUUCCAUUGCAGAAACCUUGGCCACCAAAUCUACGGUUGUUUCCUGGGACAACUCCACUCGUGGUCUUGACGCCUCCACAGCGUUAGAUUAUGCAAAUUCUCUCCGAGUGAUGACUGAUAUCAGCAACCGGACGACCCUUGUAACACUAUAUCAAGCCGGAGAAGGAAUCUAUGAGCUGAUGGAUAAAGUUCUCGUGAUAGAUGAAGGCCGCAUGGUCUAUCAAGGUCCAGCAAAUCAAGCCAGGAAGUAUUUCAAAAAUCUAGGAUACUACGCUCCUGACAGACAAACUACCGCGGAUUUCUUGACAUCUUGCACAGAUCCAACCGAAAGACGCUUCCAAGAGGAUUUCCAAGGCCCGAUCCCUAAAGGACCUGUCGAACUUGAGAAAGCUUUCCGCGAGAGCGAAGCCUACAAGCAUGUGCUGGACGACAUCGAGAGCUACGAGAAGAUGCUUAGCGAGACUGAUCAUGCCGAUGCCCGAGAGUUCGUCCAGGCUGUGGAGGAGGGCAAGUCAAAGACCGUGUCAAAACGAUCUCCGUACACAGUUUCAUUUAUCCGACAAGUCCUUGCUUGUACCAAACGCGAGUUCUGGCUUACCUGGGGUGAUAAAACAACACUUUAUACUAAAGCUUUCAUUAUUAUUUCAAACGCCUUGAUUGUUGCAUCUCUGUUCUACGGGACAACUGAUGACUCUGCUGGUGCCUUUUCGCGCGGCGGCACCCUUUUCUUUUCCAUUCUCUUUCUUGGCUGGCUCCAACUCUCCGAGUUGAUGAAGGCCGUCUCUGGACGGUCAGUUAUUUCCAGGCACAACGAAUAUGCGUUUUACAGACCAUCAGCGGUCGUGAUUGCCCGAGUCGUUCAGGACAUCCCCCUGAUCUUUGUUCAGGUCAUUCCUUUCUCAAUUGUUAUGUAUUUCUUGACUGGGCUUGAUGUGGACGUCAGCAAAUUCUGGAUAUAUUUUCUAUUCAUAUACAUCACCACAAUCUGUAUAACAGCCCUUUAUCGCAUGUUUGCGGCUCUGUCGCCUACAAUCGACGAUGCUGUUAGGUUUUCUGGAACUGCACUCAAUAUCUUGAUUGUUUUCACCGGAUAUGUAAUUUCAAAACCGCAACUUCUCAGCGAAAAGAUAUGGUUUGGGUGGUUGUAUUACGUCAACCCGAUCGCAUACAGUUUCGAGGCCGUGUUGACCAAUCAAUUUUAUGGUAAAGUUUUGGACUGUGCUCCAGAGCAAACAGUUCCUCGAGGACCUGGUUAUGAUAAUCCAGCAUACCAAGGCUGCGCUAUUACAGGUGCCCAAGUCGGGUCUUUGCGAACUCCUGGCCCAACGUAUCUACAAACAACUUACGAGUAUUCGAGGUCUAAUUUGUGGAGAAACUUUGGUGUUGUAAUCGCCUUUACCGUUCUUUACAUCUUGGUCACCUCAUUCGGCUCUGAAGUCUUCAACUUCACUAAUUCUGGUGGAGGAGCUUUAGAAUUCAAACGUUCAAAGUCAGCCAAGAACAAGGUCGAUGGUGCCAAGAAGCAAGAUGAUGAAGAAAAGGGGGAGAGUCAGCCGCCAACCGUGACUUCAAGGUCUAGCGAGACAUUGGAUGGAGCUCAAGAGGAAGAGGUUCUUCAUGAGAUAUCUGGUUCUGAAAGCGUCUUUACCUGGGAGAACGUGGAGUACACGGUUCCAACCGCUGAUGGCGAUCGAAAGCUUCUCAAUAAGGUUAAUGGCUAUGCCAAACCCGGAAUCAUGGUCGCCUUAAUGGGCGCUAGUGGAGCUGGAAAAACGACUCUUCUUAACACUCUAUCACAACGUCAAAGUACUGGAGUUGUCACUGGUGACAUGCUCGUGGAUGGCCGGCCUUUGGAUGCCGAGUUUCAAAGGGGAACCGGCUUUUGCGAGCAGAUGGAUCUUCACGAUGGCACUCAGUCGAUCGAGGAAGCUUUGAGAUUCUCAGCUCUUUUACGGCAAGACAGAAGUAUCCCAAGGGAAGAAAAGCUCGCAUACGUCGAAAAGAUUCUCGAUCUGCUUGAACUCCGUAGUACCAAGGACGCUUUAGUCAGAUCGCUAGGAGUUGAACAACGGAAGCGUGUCACCAUCGGAGUCGAACUGGCGGCUAAGCCUAACUUACUCCUUUUCUUGGACGAGCCGACAUCUGGUCUUGACUCUCAGUCCGCAUACAACAUUGUCAGAUUUUUGAAGAAACUUGCACGUGCUGGUCAAGCAAUUGUCUGUACUAUCCACCAACCUUCUUCCCUCCUUAUUCAAGAAUUCGACAUGAUUCUGGCACUGAACCCUGGAGGAAACACGUUUUACUUUGGGCCAGUCGGAGAUAAUGGUUCUGCUGUUACUAAAUACUUCGCAGAGCGUGGCGUCGAUUGUCCACCAAGCAAGAAUGUUGCAGAAUUCAUUUUGGAAACGGCUGCGAAGGGUGGAAAGCGAAAAGACGGGAAGCGCUUGAAUUGGAACGAAGAAUGGUUGAACUCGGAAGAAUUCAAAAACGUCAACAAGGAAAUUGAACGGGUCAAGUCUGAACGAAGCAAGAUCGAGACCGAUUCCAGCAUCGAGCUACGCGAAUUCGCGUCCCCUGUCCUUGCACAAACCAUCGAACUCACCAAACGGCUUUUCAUUCAGUAUUGGAGAGAUCCGUCAUACCUUUAUGGAAAGCUUUUCGUCUCAGUAAUUAUUGGCAUCUUUAACGGUUUCACUUUCUGGCAAUUAGGUAACACUAUUGCCGAUAUGCAAAACCGAAUGUUUACAUGCUUCUUGAUCAUCUUGAUUCCGCCUACCAUUGUCAAUGGAGUCGUCCCAAAAUUCUACCAAAACAGAGCAAUAUGGGAAGCGAGAGAACUGCCUUCGAAGAUUUACGGAUGGCAAGCUUUCUGCACGGCAAACGUUUUAGCUGAGAUCCCCAUUGCAAUUCUUGGGGGGACCAUAUACUGGGCUUUGUGGUACUGGCCGGCUGGUCUUCCGACGGACUCAUCAACCGCUGGUUACGUGUACCUCAUGAGUAUAUUAUUCUUCCUGUUCCAAGCUUCAUGGGGCCAAUGGAUUUGUGCGUUCGCGCCCUCGUUCACCGUUAUAUCCAACGUUCUGCCAUUCUUCUUCGUUAUGGUCGGUCUCUUCAAUGGUGUCAUUGGCGGUAACAUAGCAGCAACCCUGUCUAAAACACGCGUCCAAUGUGACCCUGUGGAAGCAGCAUAUUUCAACCCACCAGCGGGUUCGACUUGUUCGUCAUACGCUUCCGCCUUUGUAACCCAGGUCGGUCAAGGUUAUCUCACAAACCCAGACGCGACCACGAACUGCGGCUACUGCCAAUAUGCUUCCGGCGUGGAAUACAUGGCUACACUUAACGUCAAGCCUAGUGAUAAAUGGCGGGAUUUCGGUAUCUUCCUUGCGUUCUGUAUCAGUAAUUGGGCGCUGGUUUACUUUUUCAUCUACACCGUCCGCAUUAAAGGGUGGUCAUUUGGUUUUGGAACUCUUUUUGGACUUGGCGGAAAGGUUAUCAAGGCUGUUAAGGGUUUGUUCAAGUCAAAGAAGGGCAAGAAGGUUGUUGAGGAGUAA
Glarea lozoyensis ATCC 20868 is the source of this 4602-nucleotide messenger RNA. Its product is annotated as P-loop containing nucleoside triphosphate hydrolase. The coding region runs from base 1 to 4602 and encodes 1533 amino acids. The transcript has 11 exons. Gene Ontology annotation, molecular function: ATP hydrolysis activity; ABC-type transporter activity; ATP binding. Gene Ontology annotation, cellular component: membrane. The record is from RefSeq and is a predicted model, not a curated record. NCBI's taxonomy places the organism in Eukaryota, Fungi, Ascomycota, Leotiomycetes, Helotiales, Helotiaceae. Gene Ontology annotation, biological process: transmembrane transport.